AUGCCACCACCCAAAAAGGUUGACAAAGGGAUCGUUUCCCUCGACCGGGAAACUCCCAUUCAGGAGGAGGUCAAACCGCUGAUAGAAGACAUCCUGAGGACAAAGUAUUGCGUUCAGGGGUCGGUGUUUCUUGUGGAGGGGAUCGACACGGUGAGGGUGGUUGGUGGGGCGGGGAAGAUGGUGAGGUUGCUGUUGGGGGAUGGGAAGCUGGUGAUUCAGGGGUUUGUGAAGGGGGUUAUGCACUGGGUUGUGGAGGGGGGGAAGGUUUUUGAGGGGGGGUAUGUCAGGUUGGAUAAGUUUGAGGUGGUUGAGAUCGAGGGGGAGAGGGUGCUGGUGAUUGGGGAUUUGAGGAUUGUGGGGUGGGAUGAGGGGUAUUUGGGGGUUUUGAGGGAGGAGGGCAGGGAGGUUAAGGAUGUCGGGGGGCUGAGAGAGGGGGGAACGGGGGGGGAAAGGUUGUUUGGGUUGGAGAGGAGGGUCAGGGAGAUGGAGGUUAGGAGGGAGAGGGAGAGGGAGACGGAGGAGGAGGAGAGGAGGAGGGAGGAGGGGAGCAGAGAGGAGCUGGAGGCUGAGGUUGUCGAGCAGGAAAAGCAGGCUGUUGAGCGGGAGUGGGAAGAAGAGGCGAAGAAGGAGGAGGAAGAUGAGGGUUGCACCUCUGAGUCGGACUAUGAUGAUGAUGGUUUUGAACAGAUGGUGAUAUCGACCGAGAGGGCUACCCAGAGGAGGGUCAUGGCUACCGCAUACACCGGCACAAGCGUUAAUAACACCACGACGCCACAGCGACCACCGGUGUUCAAGCAGCAAUCGAUUCAACAUCCACAAGUCCAGUUGCCUCCCCCCUCUCGCCAGAUAUUAACUCCUAGAACACCUCAGCCUCGGCCGCCUAUCAAACCCCAGGAAAACACCACACCGAAACCGCUUCCCUGGCUUGCCAGCGAUCCGACUCAACCCCUAAAGCUCACACCCCUCAGCCAAAUCCCAUAUUUACCCUACAAACAAAACUGGAUGAUCAACGUUCUCGUUGUUGUCACCCAACUCGGAGAAACAGAAUCGUGUCCGUAUCCUCCCUUUGUUCAAAGGCAGGCUAGCGUCAUUGAUCAGAGUACACCACAUAGGCACAUACACUUGACAGUAUUCUUGGAGCCAGCCGGGUUUGAGCCGAAGCUAGGCGAGGUCUACCUUUUGCUGGGUGUCAAGAAUCACAAGUUUGAUGGGGGUAGCUUGAAGAAGUAUGCGAGUGACAAGCCCAAGGGGGGUGGGAGGUGGUGGGUGGAGGGACGAGGGUUGGGGUGGUGUAAAGGGAUGGUGAAGGAGUUGGAGAUCUGGUGGGCUCAGCAACAGGGGGGUGUUGUUGGGGAGGAGGGUUGA
Podospora pseudocomata is the source of this 1365-nucleotide messenger RNA. RefSeq lists its product as uncharacterized. NCBI's taxonomy places the organism in Eukaryota, Fungi, Ascomycota, Sordariomycetes, Sordariales, Podosporaceae. The coding region runs from base 1 to 1365 and encodes 454 amino acids. The transcript has a single exon. The record is from RefSeq and is a predicted model, not a curated record.